Messenger RNA from Hyaloscypha bicolor E, 2501 nucleotides. RefSeq lists its product as uncharacterized. The transcript has 2 exons. The coding region runs from base 39 to 2213 and encodes 724 amino acids. Lineage: Eukaryota; Fungi; Ascomycota; Leotiomycetes; Helotiales; Hyaloscyphaceae. The record is from RefSeq and is a predicted model, not a curated record.
GAAACAUCGAGAAGAGGCAGCGUUUGACAGGGCAAGUCAUGGCGGCCGAGGUUGAGGACCUCGAGGCCUUGAUAGGCCGCAUUCCUGCCUGCUGCUCGACGACGACGCCAGAGCUUCGUUGUUGUUGCGGUCGCACAGAUUGCGCAUACCUGAAGCACAACUGUGUGGCUCUGGACGACCUCGAAAAGGAAGUGCGGACUGCUGCUCAGCUUGGUCAGGCGUUACUUGUCAGACAUGAGCAGUACAUGCACGAUGCCGAGAAGGAUCGCCUGGAGAUGGGCGCCAAGAUCGAGAAACUCGAGUCGGAUAAGAAGGCCUUGGAGGAAUCGAACGCGAAGAAUAUCGAGGAGAAUCGCGGUUUGUUGAAUCAGUUGGAGGGGCUUAAUACCACGGUUAUCGAGUCGGAAUCGCAUAUUAAGUCGUUGGAGGCUACGCUUCAGUCGACGCGCCAGGAACUAAGGAAACUCGAGGGACUCGCGUCGCGGACUCAUGACUUGGAGGUGCAGUUGGCAGCUUUGGAGCAGGAGCAAGAGUUAUUGCAGAAGACUGUUAUCACUACUGAGGAACAAGAACGUUCGGCGAUACAUAGAUGGAAGAAGGCCGAACGAAGACUGGGCGAACUCCACGACCAACUGGAGAGGAUAGAACGUGAAGCGAUGGAUGAGAGGGAACGACAUGUCGAAGUGCUAGGUCGGAUGGAGAGGCAACGUGCAGUUGAAAGGGAAUUGGAUACUGCUGCUGGACGACUGAAGGGUGCAGCGGCGGCUACGACUGGUAACGGCAAGAAUGGUAGCAAUGUGGUUUCACAUUUUGUCAAGGAUAUCCUCCAGGAUAAUGCGAAUUUGCAGAUGGGAAUCGUCGAGUUACGGGAGAUGCUCAUGAACUCGAAUGAGGAGGUGCAGAUGCUGAGGGAACAGCUCUUACUGCAUCAGCCAGUCGUGGAGGAUAAUGGAGACGGCAGCGGACCUCCGACUCUGAGGGCAGAACUGGCUCCCAAAGAGCCUCCGGAACCUCAGGUCAUCUCCCAGGCUCUUCAUAUCCAUCAUCAUUAUCACGCCCCCAAGAAAGAGGAGAUUCGUCGACCGAAGAAGAAACGCAAUCCCCUCAACACAGCGCUGUUUACUCCGCCCAAGAGCAUGCAAUCUCCCAGGACACCUAGGGGCCAAGACACGGCGAACGCGAUUUUGUCCCAGACAGCAGUCACCAUCCCGGCACCGAUCACACCGACCAAUCGAUGGUCAAUGCAGUCUGCUCAGAUGUCAGACUUUGCUCCUUCUUCGGUACCGAGUUCGCCGCAGUCAAUGUACAGACAUAGCGGGCUGUUUGAUAGAGGAUUCGAUAUCGAUUCGUCGAGACCCACGUCUCCAAGUUCAAGUGUCGACCCAAUGUCACCACAGUUCCCAUCUCGUCACCGGAAACGCGAUUCAGAGGUCUCAGCUCGCAGCUUUAUACCUCCGAGCAAUUUCCAGCCUCAUAUCAUCCACGAAGAAGAAGAUGGCGACGUAGAAGAGCUUCCUGAUCUCCAGGUCACUGACGACACAACUCCAUCGGAUUUGUCCCAUGACACGGAGGAGCUUACUCACGAGGAUGAACCCCAUCGGACCUCUCAAUUUCAACCUAGUCUCCGACGGACCACAUCCCACGAGUCUAUCCUUUCGAUUUCUGGCAUUGACAUCCAUACUCUAAAGUCCCGCCCUUCACAACUCACAAUUACAGGAAGAACCCCCGUGCUGCGUCCAUAUAGCAAACUUGGGAGCCCAUCAACGGCGAUUUCUAUGGACGGCCUAACAAGCUCUUCCAUGAUUACAGCACGGCCAACACUCUCUCGCCACGGACAGGACAGCACCACCUAUCUGCGGUCUAGCAUCGCUAACAACAGCGACAACCGCUCCAUCGCCUCUUCCAACCCGAUCGAAGGUAUCGGCGGGAAGCUAGGUGGCUGGGUUUUCGGGCGAUGGGGCGUCAGUCCCGCGAAAUCACACUCAGAUCUCAGAGGCGCUUCGAGGACUCCAACAUCCCAACAGAGAGCUGUCAGCGGACCACCCGUCGAUCUGAUGCAAGCAUUCAUGGGUCGUCCACCAGGGAUAAACCAGAAAGGUCCAAUUCCGGGAUUUAUAAAAAAGACAGCCAGGACACCGAGUCAAGUGAAGCCUGAAGUGGUCGACCAUGACGCAUUGCGAGAGAUCUUAAGCGAGGGAGGAUCGGUGAAUUGAGCGGCCAGGACUGCUUCAUUGUUCCACGAGAUUUUCGAGCAUUGAAGGGAAGGGAAACAGAACGCUCCGUGACUUUGGGAGAGGCUAUGAAUAUACGGCCAUUGACGGUCACACGAUCAUUAAAGAUUUCCUUGUGUAUAUCAGGAAAGAGGGGAAGGCAUUGCUCCUAAUUUGCAUGGUUAAUUGAGGCGUUUGGGGAAGGCAUCGGAUACCCUUGCUGUUGGAGAUAGAUAGAUAGUCUUGUUACAGAGAUGCAGAUAAUAUAACUCGUUAAACAUAGUUCCUUCG